AUGUCGUCGCUCGAACACCAACGCACGCCUCCGUCGGAAGCAGACAUGAUUUCAGGCGAGAAAUCCGGCCUUUCACACACCGUGUCUGCGGGUGCUAUCUCAAUCAGCCCAGAACUUUUUGAAAAGUUAUACCUGACACCCAAGGUUCCUCAUGCCGGCGACAACAUCAAGCGAUUUGCUAACCCAACACCUCUUGGAUUUGUCGGCUUCGUCAUUUCGACCAUGACAUUUUCGAUGGUCAUGAUGGGCUGGGGUGGAGCUGCUGGCCUCUCGCCUGUUGUUGGAAUAUUCUUCUUCGUCGGCCCGGUCCUCCUGAUUCUAACCACAAUCUUCGAAUGGAUCAUGGGCAACUUCUUCCCCAUGAUGGUCUGCGGGCUCUUCGCAGUGUUUUGGUUGUCCUUCGGCAUGCUGCAGCUUCCGACACUGGGUCUGGCCGCACCGUACUCGACCGACGGCACCGACGCAAUCGCUGGAAGUGCUACAAAGAGCUACAACGCCGUCAUCGCCCUGUACCUACUUGUCUGGGGAUUCGCGCUCUUCACAUUCUGGAUCUUCACUCUCAAGACCAACACCGUCUUCGCCUUGAUCUUCUUGUUUGUCACCCUUGGCGCCUGGGUCCUCUCUGGCGCGUACUGGAAAGUCAGCACCGGUGAUUACGACCAGGCGCGAAAAUUGCAGAAGUCUGUCCGAGAAAAGGCGGGUGGAGCGUUGUUAUUCAUAGUCGGUUGCCUGGGUUGGUACAUGACGUUCGUCAUGAUGGCGGCCGAGAUGCGACUCGCCAUCACCCUUCCCGUCGGUGAUCUCAGCCACUUCUGGCCCCGAACCGAUGUUGAAAUGGGCAAGGCUGAAAAGGAGUCUUAA
Exophiala bonariae is the source of this 861-nucleotide messenger RNA. RefSeq lists its product as uncharacterized. Bases 1 to 861 code for a protein of 286 amino acids. Lineage: Eukaryota; Fungi; Ascomycota; Eurotiomycetes; Chaetothyriales; Herpotrichiellaceae. The transcript has 5 exons. The record is from RefSeq and is a predicted model, not a curated record. Gene Ontology annotation, molecular function: acetate transmembrane transporter activity. Gene Ontology annotation, cellular component: plasma membrane.